GACAAUGCGCGGGGCCCCGGCGGCGGGCGGGCGGUGCGGGCAGCUCCGGCCGUAGGGGCAGCUCCUCUCGGUCGCUGCAACUGCUGCCAUGAGCCGCUGCUGCCCCAGCCCGCCCUCCGCACCCCGGGGGGGCAGCCCCGCCCGGCAGCCCCUCGGCCCUGGGAGCGGGGCCUUGGACAUGCUGCGCUGCCCCUCCUGCCUCCUCCUCCUUUGGGAGCCGGUGACCGUGUCCUGCGGUCACACUUUCUGCAAGUCGUGCCUGGGGGUGGCCGUGCCCUCCCGCUGCCCCCUGUGCCAGGAGAGGCUGACGCUGCUGGGCGUCGGGGCGGCGAGGUGCAACGUGGUGCUCUGCGGCCUCCUGGAGAAAUGCGUGGAGCGGAAGAGCCGGCUGGCCUGGCUGGUGGCCCGUGUCCGGGACUGUCUCAGCCAUGGGGAUGCUCGGGAAGCGCUGAGGAUAGCUCAGAAAGGGAUCGAGCUGGCCCCAGAUGCCAACUCCCUGCGGCUGUGCCGGGCAGAGGCGUUCGUGGUGCUGGGGCAGCACCAGCGGGCAUUGGAGGACCUGGACGCCGUAUGCAGGGCUGAGCCUGGAGAGCAUGAGGGUUUCUUCAGGAAGGGGAGGGUGCUUCUGGAGAUGGGACAGAGAGCUGAAGCCCUGCUGGCAUGGGAACACUGCCUGACACUCAGUCCCCAUUUCCAUCCUGCUCGGAGAGAGAUGGAGAAGAUCCUCACACGAGAGGAUACUCCUCAGCCAUGCAUGGCUGCUGCACUCCUGGAUGAUGCUGAUGGGGGCUUGGCUGGUUCCCAAGUCAAUGGAAGGAGCCCGGUGCUCUCUUCGUCUUCUGCACAAGCUCAGGACCAGAAGGGAGAACCUUUGGAUAGCAGAGAGGAUGCUGGCUCUGAUCAGGACCAGGGGACAGCCACCCUUUCCCAGCUGGAGCGAUGGCAGGAACCGGAACUGGGGACUUUGGCAGAGAGGCAGGGCCGGAGUUUGGCAGGUAAUGCAGAGGAAACGGAGGCAGCAGAGUGUACCCAGACAUGCCUUGAGGAGCUGCUGAGCCUAUCUGACUUGGAGUGCUCCCUCUGCAUACGGAUGUUCUUCGAGCCGGUAACGACGCCAUGUGGACACACCUUCUGCAAGGAGUGCCUCGAACGCUGCCUGGACCAUCGGCCCAACUGCCCCCUCUGCAAACAGAGCCUGAGAGAGUACCUGAAGGCUGGAAGCUACAGUCCCACCAUGCUGCUGCAGGACAUCAUGCUGGCCACCUUCCCCUCACAGCUGGCCGAGCGCCGGGAGCUGCACCAGGCUGAGAUGGCAGAGCUCUCCAACCUGACCAAGAACAUCCCCAUCUUCGUAUGCACGAUGUCCUUCCCAGGCAUUGCCUGCCCUCUGCACGUCUUCGAGCCUCGCUACCGCCUCAUGAUCCGGCGCUGCCAGGAGACGGGCACGAGGAGGUUCGGCAUGUGUGUGUAUGAGAACGGGAAGAGUUUUGCUGACUAUGGCUGCAUGCUGGAGAUUCGGCAGAUCGAGCUGCUGGCGGACGGGAGGUCCUUGGUGGACACCAUCGGCAGGCGGCGGUUCCGGGUGCUGAGCCGGGGACACAGAGACGGCUACAACACUGCUGACAUCGAGUACCUGGAGGACAGGAAGGUGGCUGGGGAGGAGCUGCAGGAGCUGCAAUGCCUGCAUGAAAGCACCUACCGCUUGGCUCAGCGGUUCUGUGAGCACAGGGACCUGGCCUCCAGGCACACCUUGAUGCAGCAUGGACCACUGCCAGAGAAGGAAGAGGACAUUCAGGCUUCGGCAGAUGGCCCGACGUGGUGCUGGUGGCUCAUCUCCGUCCUGCCCCUUGACCCGUCCUACCAGAUGCACCUCUUCUCCACCACCUCCCUGCGCUCCCGCCUGUCCCAGCUGCAGCGCAUCCUGGCCGCCCUGCUGCAGCCGCCCCCCACCCGGCACCUGCUGCCCGAGCUCAGCCCCCAGGGCCGUGUCUGAGCCCCUCGGCCCUGCUGUGGGGGAGACCUCCACCCCCUCGGGUUUCUCUAUGUCUUGCUUCAUGGUUUUGUGUGUCUGCCCCUCUCGGUGGGGCUGGUGCUGUGCUGGCAGUGACACUGCACUGUCCACUCCUCUGGGAGCUGUGCCAUCAGAGGUGGGGACUGGCUUGAGAAGCUGGGUUGUAUGUUGGGAACCAAAGUCACUUGCUGAGCUGCUUCAGCACUAAGGAGAACUCUCCUUAGGGCAGAAGACUGAGUGCCAGGAUCACCUCUUUCUGUUUGAAGGACAAUGUAGGGGUUUUGGUAGAUGGUUGUGCUCUGCGCAGCAGAUUUUGUGCAUGGGAGAGGUGGCACUGGGAGGCAGAGAUCCCAAAGGCUUCCCCAGCUUUGGGAGCUGAUGGCUCCGCCUCCACUUGUGAGUUUGACUAAAUUUCUAUUUGAACGAGAAGAAAGGUUAAAUUAAAAAAUCUGAAACCCAUCCUGCUCGUAACCACUUCCAUGGCCACAUGAUGAGGAGAUGCUGCUCUCCAAAUAUACCUGGAUCCAAACAUCCCCUUCCCACUGUUCUGCUUGGUGCUCUCCUGUGGUUGCUGUGCCGAGCUUGCCGGCUGCUUCCCAGGCUGGAGCCAUGCUGGAGGCUGCUGGCCACUUCCCUGGCUGCCAGCUCCACUGCCAUGAAGUGCCAUGGGAAGGGGGAUUUGGCAGCAUUGGUGCUUUUCCCUCCAUACGGAGGCUGCUGUCCCCAGGCCUGGCUACGUUCAGGUUGCAGGUUCAGACGUGGGGACUGGAAGGAGCAGAUGGUGAGGAGGAGUUAAGCCUGGAAGUGGUUUUGUGUGAUUUUCCUGUGUUCAGUGUUUCUUGUGAACUUUCUGCCUCCUCAGGAGAAAAUUGGGAUCUGAGCUGAGGCUGGAUCAUUGCAUUUGGGACCCAGAACAGUUCAGGAUCUCUCAGAAGAGCACAAAGUGAAGUGUAAGGGAGCUGAACCCCUGGAGAGGCAUGGAGGGGGCAGGACCAGUCACCAGGGCUGUGAGCUCAUUGUCAGGCAAGCAAGUGCCUGGCUGCUGCUUGUCUGUAAACACAGGGAAAGACUAUUCCUCUGGUCAGACCAAGCUUUCUCCUGUGGAAGUUCUGAAGGUUUGAGAUUUUUGUCUCACAUCCCAAGCCUGAUCUUGGCAAGGGUAGGUGAUAGAGGGACACCUUGCAUGGUGGUGGAUGGGUGAGUGAAGGUGGCAGGAUGCCACUGAAGUUUGGCAAGUGCCUUUCUUUAACACAUGGUCAAUGUGAGCUCACCCAGGGACCCCCCCCACCCAAUCCCAAGACCCUCACCUACCCCAUGAGUUGCCUAUUCCUCUGGUGUCAGAGCUCCCUGGGCUGCUGCAGGUCCCUCCAGCAAUGGAGAGGUACAGGGGGCUGCAGGGGAGCAGUGUGGGUCUGCGCCAUGUCCAUGCUGGGAGAGAGCUGGGGACCAGAACCACAUCUGCCCAGCUGCUUUGGGAAGGGACCUUGUGCAAAUUGCUCCAGUUUGCUUGGAGCACCUUUGAGGUUUGUAUUCAUAUCUUUGCUCUUUGAAUUAUUUUUUUUUUUCCUGGUCAUUGAAAUAAAAGACCUUUUUUUGUUGUU
This is a messenger RNA of Apus apus (common swift), 3612 nucleotides long. Its product is annotated as LON peptidase N-terminal domain and RING finger protein 3-like. The record is from RefSeq and is a predicted model, not a curated record. The coding region runs from base 89 to 1993 and encodes 634 amino acids. Lineage: Eukaryota; Metazoa; Chordata; Aves; Apodiformes; Apodidae. Gene Ontology annotation, molecular function: protein binding. The transcript has 12 exons.